Molecule: messenger RNA, 831 nt
Organism: Zasmidium cellare ATCC 36951
Lineage: Eukaryota; Fungi; Ascomycota; Dothideomycetes; Mycosphaerellales; Mycosphaerellaceae
Exons: 2
Coding region: 1-831 (276 amino acids)
Biological process (GO): secondary metabolic process
Cellular component (GO): cytoplasm
Molecular function (GO): hydrolase activity; carboxy-lyase activity
Source: RefSeq, a predicted model, not a curated record
AUGCGCGAGAACAAGUUCCUCAUCGACCCGAACUUCUCCUGGUCGAUCGACAAAACCCUCGCAACAAUGGACGCCCACGAAAUCCAAAUGGGCAUGCUCGGCUGCCCCGUCGUGCCCUCGUCCCAGAUCCGCGAAGCGAAUAUCUACGGCGCGGAACUGGUGAGGCAACACCCGACGAGGUUGGGGUUGUUAUGUGGUCUGCCGACCGACGACGCUGAGGCGUGUUUGCGGGAGAUCGAGUUCGGUCGGGACGAGCUGCAUUGUGAUGGCUUCUGGGUCAACCCGAUCCGCAACGGCGUGAAGUUGUCAGAUCCCUCUCUGGACGCAGUCUGGGCGCGGCUGGACGAGCUGAAAGCCGUGGUAUGGGCGCAUCCCGACCCCAACGAUCCCAGCGUGGAUGGAAGGCCUGGGGCAUUGAUGGAGGUGACGUACGAGAUGCAGCGGGUGAUUAUCGACCAGGUCUAUCGCAAACACUUCCUGCGGUUUCCGAGGGUUCGGCAUGUGUACGCCAACUGCGCGGGCGGGUUUCUGGCGAAUGAAGAGAUUGAGGAGCAGGUCCAGAAGCUCUGGGUUGAUAUCGCCGCGGCGGCGGAGGAUGGGAUUGGCGUUUCUGUUAGGCAUCUUGGGGCAGAGAGGGUGGUGUUUGGGUCGGAUACGGGUGCACCCUGUAUGUGUAUGAAUGUGGAGACUAUGGAGGUCAAUCGACAGGCUAUGCUGAAGUGGGAGAGGGAGUUGGGAAUGGAGAAGGGUACGAUUGGGAUGAAUGGGUGGCAGUUGUUUCCUGAGGCGGCGGCAAGGGCGGUGAGAGGCUCGUACAGUGAAUUGGAGUGA